AUGCUCGCCGAUCGACGCCCAAUUCUGGUGCCGGUCCCUCAGCAAUGUGGCCAUGACCAGUAUGCAAACUUUGUGGAGUACCUGUCAACGUGCCCUGGCAUGGAGCUCCAUCGAAGCACAGUUGUGGAUGUGGCGUGUACCCAGCCCAGUGAGGAUGUAUAUUCUGGCGACGUUCGCUUGCGACAGAGUGUCGAGCUGAAAUUUGGGGACUUUGUGGCGUAUUUUCAAGCCAAGGCGGCAGGCACUUCCCACUGGCUUAUGGACACAGAGAACGAUUUACACUUUUACUUGGCCCAAUGCCCUCUACUUUCAACGUCAACGGACGUCCCUGCUGUCUUGCCGCACCUGUUGCCCGCUAUGGCUUCCUUGAGGCCACCUAUUCUGGACAAUAUUCAACUGACCCAAAUCAAUCUGUGGAUGACGAUCGCAUCCAGUGACACGAGUGUCCAUUACGAUGCGUACGAGAACGUCCUCCAUGUUUUGCAGGGAACAAAAUGCGUGCGACUGUACCCCCCGUCGGCCACGCCAGUCAUUCAGGCCCACGCCAUCUACUCCAAGUCGUCCAACCACACCACCUUGUCGUUAGCGCAAACCAAGGCACUGCCACACUUUAUUGAGUUUGACGUUCAUGCCAACAUGGCGCUGUAUAUUCCUGAAGGCUGGUGGCAUCAAGUUCGGUCAGAACCGCUGACGGUGGCCAUGAACUAUUGGUUUGACGGGAUGCGGCCAACUCUGGUGGCGCAACCUGCCAUGGUUCCAUACUAUGCCAGAGUCCUGGUGGAAGACUUGGUGCGCACGGCUCGACUGAAGGCAGUUCAUGCGACCAUUGCACAAAGUCGCCAGCGGCUACUCAACAAAGGCGUGCUCGCUCGGCUCACUGGUUUAGGAGCGUGGAUGCUUUGGAAGCCUUUGUCGUGAACGCAAAGGGCGGCACGGACAAAGAAGAUGCUCUGCUCACGGCUCCCCCCACGCUGCUGUAUUCGUUGAUUCUCCGCUUGAGUGAACGCCAGCCAUCCGUUUGGUCCGCGAUGUUGGAAGAAGCGAGUGUGGAGUUGGUGGAAUUCCUCACCGACGCAUGGGACGACCACGACGCGCUGUCUCGCCACUCGAACGGAUCGUCCCCACCGGCGUACUUUGCUGCCGUGUUUGCGUGCUGUGACUUCGAUGUGCAAGAGGUUCUUUUGGCCAAAAAGGACGCCUUUGGACGACAAUCUGCACGCCACGUCAUGGCAUCGAUGUUUGGUUUCGAGUAAUAAUCUUGACGUUAUGCAGUGCCAUCAACUAGUGUAUGCCGUAUGCGUCGCCGUGUCGACCCCCCAUAUCUCAAAACCAUAUUCAACA
Messenger RNA from Aphanomyces astaci, 1341 nucleotides. RefSeq lists its product as hypothetical. Lineage: Eukaryota; Oomycota; Saprolegniomycetes; Saprolegniales; Verrucalvaceae. The transcript is spliced from 10 exons. Gene Ontology annotation, molecular function: 2-oxoglutarate-dependent dioxygenase activity. The record is from RefSeq and is a predicted model, not a curated record. Bases 1 to 918 code for a protein of 305 amino acids.